Botrytis byssoidea is the source of this 1236-nucleotide messenger RNA. RefSeq lists its product as uncharacterized. Lineage: Eukaryota; Fungi; Ascomycota; Leotiomycetes; Helotiales; Sclerotiniaceae. The record is from RefSeq and is a predicted model, not a curated record. Bases 1 to 1236 code for a protein of 411 amino acids. The transcript has 2 exons. Gene Ontology annotation, molecular function: protein binding.
AUGGUUUUAGCUAUGGGUCUUUACACUGGUUUUGACAUGGUUCCACGCCUGUCCGAAAGGACAGAAGACCAGAAGAGCUGGGAGUGCUUCAUCCAAGCCGUCAAAGAACACUACCAAAAUGAUGAUUUGGUAGAAGCAAGACAGAACUGUAUCAUUGUCAAGGUAGACCGGGAUCUUGUUCUUCCACCUGAGGGCCAUAGGCUUCUGCGAUUCUAUUCGAGUAUUUCUGUUCGUCAUGCCCCUGGGGUCGAGGGCUAUCUUGAUACGAUAACUAAGAUUGCAGAGGAACAUUUUGGCUCUCGGGCUCAUACUUGGGAGGAGGAACUUGGGCAGGAAGGGUUUUAUAGAUGGGUCGAUAUUUAUGAUUCACGGAUUAUUUUGAGCAGGACUAUCUCAGCUUCAGCAGCAUAUCUCGAAAGUAACAUUUCCCAGAAAGUUAAGAAGCUUCCAAAAUCAGAGCAACAGCAAUUCUUUUCACUUCAAAACAACAUUUGUAAGGGACAACCGUGUUCCGGUAUUCUGGUAGCGAAUGGUAUAGGUCGCGGUACUGGUUCUACAGUUGUUGAUAUAUUUCCUACAAUAUGCCUCAUCAAUCACGACUGUCUUCCCAAUACACAUACCUACUGGAACCCCAAGACAGAGUGCAGAAAUAUUCACGCAGUGUGCCCCAUCAAAGCUGGAGAAGAGAUAACCAUUGCGUACCGCCCUGGUAAGGGAGGAACCUCCGAUGUACGACGUGCACAUCUUAAGAGAGCGUACGCAUUUGAUUGUGCGUGUCGUCUUUGCAGUCUCUUGCCAGCCGAGACUCAAGUGAGUGAUACACAACGUACCGAUCUUGAGUUUCUUAGACAUCAAGUGCAUAAGGAGGAGCGAUUUUUUGAGCACCCUGAAGAAAGCCUAAUAGACUGCCACACCUCUGUCAAGAUACUCAAAGAGAAAAAUAAGGAUAGGGCAAACAUGUUGAUCUCUGACAUCUACUGGGAUGCUUUCAAUAUUAGCAUUGCGCAAAGUGAUCAAGCGCGAGCGAACUGUUUUAUGGAGAGGGCUUAUAGUGAAAGAAUUCUGUGUGAAGGAGAGGAUAGCCCGGAUGUUCAGGAUAUGAGAAGAUUGAUAAAGAAGCCGUCCCAAUCUGAAAUUUUCGCGCUAACAAGUAAGUGGCAGACUGGAAAGAAGGAAGUACCAAAGGGACUGAAUAUUGAAGAGUUUGAAAAAUGGUUGUGGAGAGAUGGAAUGUAG